UGACAGACAUACAGCUCUGUUUCCUUUCCCGUAGGCUCCUGUGUCUGUGCAGUCAUGUCAAAGUGGCUGGUUGAUGGUGAAGUGCUGGUGGGUCAAGGCAGUGGUGAGGCGUUACCCAUGAGCCCCAAGCUGCGCAGUCACCCAGUUGGGAGCCCCAGACAGGGCCGGGGCCGAAGUCCACAGACUUCACCCAGCACCAAGGAAGCUGUGUCUGGAAGCCCGCAGGCCGAAACUAUGGACAAGGCCAAGGAGCUGUUUGUGUUGUGUGACAAAGACGGGAAAGGCUUCAUCACAAAGCGGGACAUGCAGAGGCUACAAGGAGAGUUGCCGCUGUCCCCUGAGCAACUGGAGACGGUCUUUGAAAGUCUUGACCGAGAAAGGAAUGGAUUUCUGACUCCUGCUGAGUUCAAGGCAGGACUUGGUGAGCUGGUGGGACUGGAGGAGACCACAGAGGAGAGAGAGGUCGAAGCAGAAGAGGAACGGGAACCAUUGGACUUGUCCCAGGACACCACAGCGGUUAGAUUUGUAAACGUCCUGGGGGAGCUAGGCACAGACAAGCUCUUCAGAGAUCAGCAGGAGCUCUGUUCUCUGUGGUGUGAACUCCAGAGAGAGAGACCAGAGCUGUUGAGCAUCCUUGAAGGCAUCCUGGUCCAUGCAGUCUCCCAGUUACAGGACUCCAUCAGAGAAAGAGACAGCCUGGAACAAGCUCUACGCAGGCGAGAGGGUGAGCACGACCAGGUUGUUCGAUCCUUAUAUGAAGAAAUGGAAAGCCAAGUGAGAGAGGAGAAAGAGAAACGCCUUGCUCAGGACAACAUUAGACAGAAGAAGAGGGGGCAAGAACUUCAGGAGGAACUGAAGAUAUGGGAGCAGGAUUUGGAGAACGCUCUGAGCAAACAGAAAGAGCUGGAGUCCAUAAUUCGGCAACUGAGCUGUGAGCAGGCAAACAUCAAGGACCAGAACCAGCAGCUGCAGCGCCUCAAUGUGCAGUUACAGGAGCAGGUGGAGAGCAGCAGGGAGCAGCUGCAGGCCACACUGGGCCAGCUCAGCCUGUUGCAGCUCAACGCUGCUCAGGAAGAAAUGGCCAAACAGAGAAAAGUGAUGAAGGUGUCUAGAAACAUGCAGAAAGAGAAGGAAAGUCUCUUAAGACAACUGGAGUUAUUAAGGGACAUGAAUAAAAGGCUGCGAGAUGAGAAAGAUGCCCAGCAGUCACAGAAGAGGAAUCCUAAUGUCAAACAGAGUUUGCAGAAGAAAGGGUCAAUCAUAGGUAACUACUUUCUGCAAGACAAGCCACUGAAAAGAGAGCUGAGCUCAGACGGUGAGCUGGAACAGGGCGGAGACAUGCCAGUUUCACCCAAGAGACACCAGCUGUCAUCCACGGUCUUGUGUGAAAGUGCUGAUGGCAUCCAAGUUCAGAGUAACGUUGUCAGCCCUCAGCGAGUGUUCAAGGUGGUGUUCCUGGGUAACUCCGGUGUGGGAAAGAGCUCCUUCAUCCAGCACUACAGCUCAGGACAUUUCUCCUGCCCAAUGAGCGCCACCGUCGGAAUAGACUACAGGAUGAAGAUACUGACUUUGGGCUCCACCACUAUCGCGCUGCAGCUCUGGGACACUGCAGGACAGGAAAGGUUUCGCAGCAUCACUCAGCAGUACUACCGUAAGGCUGAUGGUAUCCUCGCCAUGUAUGACGUGACUCAGUCCCCUUCCUUCACCGCUGUCAGAGGAUGGAUUGACUCUGUGAAGGAGAAGAUGUGUGAAGAUGCCGUGCUAAUGUUGCUGGGGAACAAACUGGACCUGGUAGGCAGUCAAGGGAGAAAAGUCACGACACAAGAAGGGCAGACAUUGGCACAGCAGCAGCAGGCUGUGUUCUACGAGUGCAGUGCCAAGACGGGAUGUAACAUGGAGGAGCUGAUGACUCACCUGGCCGGGAUGUUACUUUCCCAGCAUGACCGCCAGUGUGGAGAUACAUUUCUACUGACUGAAGAGGCCAAAAGAGGCUGCUGCACAUAGAGAGCUUGUCUCCAGACCAGGAGGCUUU
Molecule: messenger RNA, 2032 nt
Organism: Thalassophryne amazonica
Lineage: Eukaryota; Metazoa; Chordata; Actinopteri; Batrachoidiformes; Batrachoididae
Gene: cracr2b
Product: calcium release activated channel regulator 2B
Exons: 17
Coding region: 55-2004 (649 amino acids)
Molecular function (GO): GTPase activity; calcium ion binding; GTP binding
Source: RefSeq, a predicted model, not a curated record